This is a messenger RNA of Pestalotiopsis fici W106-1, 888 nucleotides long. RefSeq lists its product as uncharacterized. The transcript has 2 exons. The record is from RefSeq and is a predicted model, not a curated record. Gene Ontology annotation, molecular function: zinc ion binding; oxidoreductase activity, acting on single donors with incorporation of molecular oxygen; ferrous iron binding. NCBI's taxonomy places the organism in Eukaryota, Fungi, Ascomycota, Sordariomycetes, Amphisphaeriales, Sporocadaceae. The coding region runs from base 1 to 888 and encodes 295 amino acids.
AUGCCCGAGCCGACAGGUCUCGCACCUGUUCAUUUCUUCUCUCAUGGCUCGACAGCCAUGUUGGGCGAGGAAUCCAAAUCAGCAGAUUACUGGAAAUCAUGCGGUGAUGCCGCCCUGGCCAAUGGCAUCAAACACGUAAUAAUUAUGGGGGCACACUGGGCUGCGAUCAACGACGAAAUCCACGUUGCAACCAAUCCCAACCCGACCAAAGCUCCAAUUGGUGGUGUUCAUCCACGAAAAUACGUUGACUAUGAACUCAUACCAGAUCUACCAAUGGCAGACCGUGUGGUCGAUACUCUCCGACGGAACGGCUUCAACUGCAACGCCAAUCCUACUUUUCAAUGGAUCCAUGAUGUGUAUCUGAUCUUGAUCCGCACCUUUCCUGAAGGCUGCCCUCCAACGACAAUAAUCAGCAUGAACGCACGUUUCGAUCCGCACUACCAUAUACGCGUUGGAGCCGCAUUGCGCUCUUUGCGCCGCGAAAAGGACGUGCUGUUCAUCGGUUCCGGCGGUGCAGUUCACAAUCUGUACCGAAACGUGUGGACCCCAUUGCUGCGGUACGCAGACAACUUUGCCAUGGAGACGCCACCCGGGACCUGGGCAUUGGAGUUCCGGCAGGAGUUUGAGGAUGCCAUUACAAAGAACACUGGUCCAGCGCUGAGACGCGCCAUGGCGAUGCUGAUGAAGAUCCCCAAGUACCGCGACGCUCAUGCGACCGACGAUCACUUUAUGAGCGCAAUGUUCGUUGCAGGUCUUGUUGGAUCCUUUGAAGAUAUUGGCACGAGCGUGGAGUUUGGGGCUGAGGACUGGGAGUUGACAAACAUGUGUAAUUCUCAGUAUACUCUUGGGAGUUGGGCACAAUGCUUCGCGUCAGCUGAGGUUAAAUAG